AGGGGGGAACCCCCCCUCAGGCGCGGUCACGUGAUCGGGCGAUGGGCACGGCGCUGGACGUGAGGGUGAAGCGGGCCGGGAAGGUCUAUCGCGAUGGGGAAGUUCUUUCUGGAGUUGUGGUCAUCACGAGUAAGGACACAGUCCAGCACCAGGGAAUCUCCUUAACCAUGGAGGGCUCGGUCAAUCUGCAGCUCAGUGCCAAAAGUGUGGGGGUGUUCGAGGCUUUCUACAACUCUGUCAAGCCUAUUCAGAUCAUCAACAGCACCAUUGAAAUGGUAAAACCAGGGAAGCUUCCCAGUGGCAAGACUGAAAUUCCCUUUGAAUUUCCACUGCACAUGAAGGGGAACAAGGUCCUGUACGAGACAUACCACGGCGUGUUUGUCAACAUCCAGUACACCCUGAGGUGUGACAUGAGACGGUCCCUGCUGGCGAAGGACCUGACCAAGACCUGUGAAUUCAUUGUCCACUCCCUGUCCCAGAAGGGGAAGCUGCUGCCCAGCCCUGUGGACUUCACAAUCACUCCUGAAACUUUGCAGAAUGUUAAAGAGAGAGCCUCCCUCCCCAAAUUCCUGAUCAGAGGGCACCUCAACUCCACCAACUGUGUGAUCACCCAGCCCCUGACGGGGGAGCUGGUGGUGGAGAGCGCCGAGGCCGCCGUGAAGAGCAUCGAGCUGCAGCUGGUCCGAGUGGAGACCUGCGGCUGUGCCGAAGGUUACGCCAGGGACGCCACCGAGAUCCAGAACAUCCAGAUCGCCGACGGCGACGUCUGCAGGGGCCUCCCCAUCCCCAUCUACAUGGUGUUCCCCAGGCUCUUCACCUGCCCCACCCUGGAAACAACCAACUUCAAAGUGGAGUUUGAAGUGAACAUCGUGGUCCUUCUGCACGACGACCACCUCAUCACUGAGAACUUCCCCCUCAAGCUCUGCAGGAUGUGAAGACCCAGGCCAGGAUUCCCUGGAAAAGGCCCCCAAUUCCUCAGAGGAAAAGUGGGAACUUUAUCCAUGCUGACAGCCC
Empidonax traillii (willow flycatcher) is the source of this 1014-nucleotide messenger RNA. RefSeq names its product VPS26 endosomal protein sorting factor C (gene VPS26C). Gene Ontology annotation, biological process: intracellular protein transport. Lineage: Eukaryota; Metazoa; Chordata; Aves; Passeriformes; Tyrannidae. Bases 42 to 935 code for a protein of 297 amino acids. Gene Ontology annotation, cellular component: endosome. The record is from RefSeq and is a predicted model, not a curated record. The transcript is spliced from 8 exons.